Cladocopium goreaui is the source of this 1764-nucleotide messenger RNA. Lineage: Eukaryota; Dinophyceae; Suessiales; Symbiodiniaceae. The record is from the annotation of a GenBank genome assembly.
GACACCCCAAUUACUGGCGUUUUGGCGGGGAUGGCCGAUCUUUCGGUCCUGUAUAGUGCGGUGAGACUUGCUAAACUGAACUUCAUUCUUGAAGGAGUUGGCCCUUUCACCAUGUUUGCGCCAACCAACGCAGCUUUCAGACUCUUGGGGCCGGGCAUUGCAGCCACCUUGAUGGAGCUAGAGAACACAGCCUACCUUACGCAGGUGCUGCAGUAUCACCUUUGCUACGGCAACACUCCGAGUCAGGAACUUCUACCCGGGCAGGUAGAACUCGUCCAGAGUGAAUCGUACCUCUCGACCCUGGCAGAGGCCUGCGGAGUCUUGAUGCCCACGAACGAUGCCUUUGCGGCACUGGGCAACGGUGUGAUCACCUCCAUGGUCCUGGCACCCAACCUGGAGAAGCUGCGACAGGCGAAUGAGUUGUUGCUGAGGGGACUGGCGAAACUGGCGGCGAAAUCGAAGCAAAUUGAACCGAAUUGCCAAUUGGUGGAUUCCAGAUCCACGGCAAUCAGCGCCAACGUGCCCGGGACAAAUGGCUUGUUGCACGUGGUAGACACGGUGCUCUUGCCGGCAGGAUUCACCUACCCGGACAAGAACCUCUUGCAGCUGGUGCUUGCCCUGAACCGUUUCAGUUUGAAGGUGCAGCAGAGUCCAUCUCUGUCAAUCUUUGCAGCAGCGAUAGCGGCCACCGGCCUUGAGAACACUCUGAAUGGAAGGUUAUCAGGAGAAACGAGGUACACGCUCUUCGCGCCUACGAAUGACGCAUUUCAAUCAUUGGGCAUUGGUGUAGCAACCUCCUUGCUGAUGCCAGCGAACCAGGUGAAAUUGUACCAGAUCGUCCGGUAUCAUUUGCUCUCAGGUUCCGUCCGUCCCCUCGUGGUGGAUGAAGUCGGGACGACCAUCGUUGACAUUCCCGUCGCCUACUCAGCGACCGACAACCGACAGCACGCAAAGAUGCAGCCGGUGCAGCGCCACGCCAGGCAGGUGGGAGAAAGCACGGACACUUUGUCGACCUUUAUCUCUUUGGUGUUGCUGGCAGAGCUCAAAGAUCAGCUCUCAAUGAAUGGUCAGAUCCCCAGGGCCAGUGGAUGCCAGUGGCCCCACUCCACAAGUGGCACGCAGCACCAAGCGGCACCACGCAGCACCAAGUGGCACCAAGGUCCAUACACAGUUUUUGCCCCGACCAAUGCAGCAUUGGCCGCCCUGGGGCGAACGUUCCAGCCACCCGUGACCAUCAACGCCGAUGUGGAAGUCUCCACGGAGAACGUUUUAGCGACGACUUUCUGCAGCACUCGGAGAGCGCUCCUCGAUUGCCCUUCGCCAGCCUCACCGUCCAAGCUGCGAGUUGGGGAGGCACGAUCCAAUUUGAUUCGGGGAGCUGCAGCUGACAAGCUGACAGGUCUUCCCAGUCGACUGAUCAGGUACUUGGUGUACGACACUCAGGGCGACGCCAAUUGCAUUGAGGCAAGCGGCAGUCGGAAGUGGCAAGUUGCUGAGAGGCCUCUACUGGGUGUCUUCGAUGAGCAAACGACGCACUCGCGCUUGACGGGGGGUGCCGUGGAUGCGGCACUGGGCGGGUUCAAUCCUACCAGGAAGCCCCCUCAAAGAGGAUAUCCUGCCACCCGAUCGCCUGCCAUCUCUGAAGUGGAAGAUCUUGAAGCCUUUGGUGAUAUGCUGAAACGAGAAAAGGAGAAAAUCGAGAGUCCGCCCUCGAAGUCAGUGAUCACCUUUGACAAAGCUUCAAGAAAGUCCAAGACCACAGUG